GCUCCCUCAGCUACUACGACAGCCCCUCCCUGUGCGUCAUGCGCGUGCGCUGCCUAAUUCCGGCCUCUGCCCUCGAUAGCCAAAGGGCUGCAAGAAACAGGCCGGAGAAGCGGGGGGGAGGAGGAGAGAAGGGCGCUCGCGCAUGCGCCUCCAAACUGCCUCCUUCUGUUCCCUAUACCCGACCUUGUAAGCGGGCGGCGAGGGGAUGGGGCGCGGAGCGGGGCCCGGGUGAGGCCGAAGAGGAGCCAAGCUCAGCACAGCCGUCCUGCCAGCGACGGGCUCCCCACCCACCCGCUCAGGCAUAAUGGAUAGGUAACAGGACAUUGUCCUGCUGUGGUGCCAGAGAGUAAGAAUGACGGAGUGCUUCCUGCCUCCCACCAGCAGCCCCAGUGAGCACCGCAGAGUAGAGCAUGGCGGGAGUCUUGCUCGGACCCCGAGCUCUGAAGAAAUCAGCCCAACAAAAUUCCCUGGCUUAUAUCGAACUGGCGAGCCAUCACCACCUCACGACAGCCUGCAUGAGCCUCCAGAUAUUGUGUCUGAUGAUGAGAAAGAACAUGGGAAGAAGAAAGGAAAAUUUAAAAAGAAGGAGAAAAGAACGGAAGGCUAUGCAGCCUUCCAGGAAGACAGCUCUGGGGAUGAAGCUGAAAGCCCCUCCAAGUUAAAGCGCUCCAAAGGGAUCCACGUUUUCAAGAAGCCAAGUUUCUCCAAAAAGAAGGAAAAAGAUUUUAAGAUAAAAGAAAAACCCAAAGAUGAAAAACAUAAAGAGGACAAGCACAAGGAGGAAAAACAUAAAGAGAAAAAAUCUAAAGACUUGACAGCAGCGGAUGUUGUGAAACAAUGGAAAGAGAAGAAGAAGAAGAAGAAACCAGCUCAAGAGGCAGAGAUACCGCAGGUGGAUAUUCCCAGGCCUCGCCCUGUGUUUGGUAUCCCUUUGGCAGAUGCAGCAGAAAGGACCAUGUUGUAUGAUGGCAUCCGCCUGCCAGCAGUUUUCCGGGAAUGUAUAGAUUACGUAGAGAAAUAUGGCAUGAAAUGCGAAGGCAUCUACAGAGUUUCAGGAAUUAAAUCAAAGGUGGAUGAGCUAAAAGCAGCAUACGACCGAGAAGAAUCCCCCAACCUGGAGGAGUAUGAGCCUAACACUGUAGCCAGCUUGUUGAAGCAGUACCUGCGUGAACUCCCUGAGAACUUGCUUACCAAAGAGCUCAUGCCUCGCUUUGAAGAUGCUUGUGGGAAGAGCCUGGAGGUUGAGAAAUUGCAGGAGUGCCAGCGUCUCCUGAAAGAACUACCCGAGUGUAACUAUCUCCUAAUUUCUUGGCUGAUUGUGCACAUGGACCAUGUAAUUGCAAAGGAACUAGAAACAAAAAUGAAUAUACAGAACAUUUCCAUAGUACUCAGCCCAACUGUUCAGAUCAGCAACCGUGUCUUGUAUGUGUUUUUCACACAUGUUCAAGAGUUCUUUGGAAAUGUAAUUCUGAAACGGGUGACAAAGCCUCUACGCUGGUCUAACAUGGCAACAAUGCCAGCAUUGCCUGAAACACAGGAAAGCAUCAAAGAAGAAAUUAGAAGACAGGAAUUCCUGUUGAAUUGUUUACACCGAGACCUACAGGCGGGGAUCAAAGAUUUAUCCAAAGAGGAGAGAUUAUGGGAGGUGCAAAGAAUUUUGACUGCUCUCAAAAGGAAGCUAAGAGAAGCUAAAAGACAAGAGUGUGAAACAAAGAUUGCACGAGAGAUUGCCAGCCUUUCAAAGGAGGAUGUUUCCAAAGAGGAAAUGAAUGAGAAUGAAGAAGUUAUUAAUAUUCUGCUCACUCAGGAGAACGAGAUUUUGACAGAACAAGAAGAGCUGCUGGCAAUGGAGCAGUUUUUGCGCAGGCAAAUUGCCACCGAAAAAGAGGAAAUAGAUCGCCUCCAAGCAGAAAUAGCGGAAAUUCAAAGUCGGCAGCAAGGUCGAAGUGAAACCGAAGAAUAUUCUUCUGAAAGUGAGAGUGAGAGCGAAGAUGAGGAAGAGCUACAAAUAAUCUUGGAAGACUUGCAGAGGCAGAAUGAAGAACUGGAGAUUAAGAACAACCAUCUGAACCAAGCGAUUCAUGAAGAGCGAGAGGCCAUCAUUGAAUUGCGAGUGCAGCUCCGGCUCUUGCAGAUGCAGCGAGCAAAAUCGGAGCAGCAGGUGCAGGAAGAAGAGGAGCUUGAGAAACGGGCAGGCGCAUCCCAGCAGCAGCAGCAGCAGCCCCAGCCGCCAAGAGAAACUGUCCCGGAGACAAAAGCAGCGAAAGAGCAGCCAAAGGCAAUCAAGGAGCCAGUGAAGCCAUCGCCAAGCAAGGAGCGAAAGGAAACACCAAUUUAAUUGGAUUCCUAAGGUAUUCAGGAGACCACCUGGGGCAAAGCCAGGACUGUGCAACUUACUGUAAAUCUGAGGCAUGUAUAUUCUGUAAAUAGGUUGUCUUUUACACCCUGGAGACAUUUUGUCUCCUCCCUACCUGUGGCUUCUGCCUAUCAGGCUCAGGUUAUUUGGAAGGACAAAGCAAUUUGAGAUGGGGAAGAGGGUGCAGCACGGCUGUUACUUUGCGAUGUCAGAUACUGGCAUCAGGUGACAAUAAAUGACUCGCUGGGAAGUUUUAUUUUCAAACAGUUGGGUCUGGAGCAGUCUUGGAAAUUCUCUCAUGUGUUUUCUCCCUAAGGGCUACUUCAUGCGUUUCAUUUCACUACACUUAGUGUAGGGGGAAAGCCUACAUACCCAGCCUUGUAAUUGGCCACUCUUUCUGGUAGCCAUAGGCAGUAGAAUUUCCCGCCAGUUGUAUAGGCUGGUGGGAGAGGGUUGGAUUGCUCUGUUCCUUUUUCACCAUACCACUUGACAGAAGGCCUUUUUCUUAGUAUUGACUCUAGAGAAGGGAUCUUCUUUUCCUCUACAGCCAACUUGAAAAUGUAAGCAACUAGCCUCGUAGCCUGGAUUUUUUUAAAAAACUAGCCUGUUAAUAAGUUGUAUGGGCUUAUUUAAAAGGCUGCACAUGUCUAUGUAUGUGUCAUGUGCAGAUCAUGCUCGUUUCUAUUUUGCUGUACACACACACACACACACACACACACGUUGGGAAGCCACAGUUGACAGCAACAAAAUAGAUAAAUGCAACUAUCAUUCAUAAUAGUGUUCACAUUUUUUCCACUGUGCUGGUGUAAGAUAAAUGUGUGAAGUGGCUCUUGGGUCAGAAUCAGUUCCAACCCAUAACCAUACAUUUACUUGCUUUGUGCAUUUCUUUGCUCUCCAUUGUAAUUUCUAUCUUUUUACUCACUCUUGCUUGUGCUUUUGGUACAGAUUAUGAGCAGUGGAGCUUUACAAAGUAGAUUUGUCCUGAGUGGAUGGAAGGUCUCCAAGGGCAAAACAUUAGUGUUAUUCAGCAUGUUCUCAUUUUCAUUUGACAUUUUUAAAGCUGUAUGGAACUAUACGUAAAGCUGCGAUGCAAAGAUUGAUGAGCACAGCCCCAUAAAUGAAAGUUACCCACAAAGAUCUGUUAAACCUUGGCAAUGCACUUAAGUAUAGGACUAAUUAACUAGGAAAUGUAUGUUCCUUACAGGUGAGAAUACAAGCACCGUAUAAGUAAAUAGUAAACACCUCGUAAUGCAGACUCUGUUCAUAUCUUUUUAAAGUUUAUUCAUAUGUUUGUGGAUAAUGCUUUGAUAAUUUAACAGGGACCCACACAUUUUCACUUAAUAGCCAACCCCCAAUUUGUGGUUGCUAAACUUGGAAAGGGGCUGGAGUUUAUUUUUGAUGUACUGUUCUUCUGAGAUGCAGAGUACUUUCAAGUACAGUGCAACACAAAGAACUCUGACCACCUCCUGGAGCUAGGAAGGUGGUGGGAAAUCACCUGUGCCAUUGUACUGUGCCCCUGAGAAGCAUGGGAAUGUCUCCAGGAUUGUCACAGAAGUUGCACUGUGCUUCUGGUGCAUGUGGAAUGCCUAGGAGACAGCAUGACACAGAGAAGCAACUGCCCCCUUCUAAGGAUUGAAGCUAGGAAGGGAAUGGUUGAUCAUCCUUGAAAGUCAUGCAGUGAUUUGGGGGCACCCUAAGCUACUCUGAAGUAUAGUGUGACUACUGAGACAAAUCCUUAACUCCAAGCUCAGGAGGUGGACUGUGGCUCAUCAUUCUUUCCAAAGGACAAUGGGACACUAGCCAUGGUGAGCAUAUUUGUGAACUUCUGAGUAAUUAAAGCUGUUGGACAAUGUGGCUUACUUAAUCAGGUAAUAUACACCUCUCUUUGUAGACAAGUUCAAGCUGUUCAGAUGUCCUCCAACAAUUCCUGAUGGAGAGCUGCUUCCUUUUGCUUGAUCAUUUUCUGUUGCCAGCAACAAAUUGUUUUGGUAACAUUUGUAUUUCAGCAGCACCCAUUUUUAAAAGCCCAGUUUAAUUGAAUUGGUCAUCUCAGUAAUGUAGAACAGAUUCCACAGGGUGCUUUAUAGCUUAUUUACUGUAGUUUCUAGUCUGCAUUAUUUAUUUUGUUUGGUGUGGUUUUCUUUGCCUAUUGCACUGCUUAUGAAUCAUUGGCCGUGAUUUUAUUUUGUACAAAUAACGCUUUGAUAUAUGUUACAGAGAACAGCUUAUUUUUUUAAACCUUGAAGAAAAGAAUUUAUGGGGACUGGUCAGAUGACGGUUGUGUGUGCAUAAAGCAUUUUCCUUUGCCUGUUACAUACAUUUUAUAUUUUCUGGCAGUAUUUAAACUUCUUUUUGGUUUAAAUUCUCACUAAUUUCUAUUAAAUUGUCAAACCUUUAUAUAAUCAAUGUUCAUCAAGCAAAUAUCUUGCUGCUGGUUAACUUCUAUUUUGUCAAUACCAUGUUAAUCAAGUAAAUAAAUUCUACAGCCAUC
This is a messenger RNA of Podarcis muralis (Common wall lizard), 4847 nucleotides long. RefSeq names its product ralA binding protein 1 (gene RALBP1). The record is from RefSeq and is a predicted model, not a curated record. Gene Ontology annotation, biological process: endocytosis; positive regulation of GTPase activity; small GTPase-mediated signal transduction. NCBI's taxonomy places the organism in Eukaryota, Metazoa, Chordata, Lepidosauria, Squamata, Lacertidae. Gene Ontology annotation, cellular component: membrane. Gene Ontology annotation, molecular function: small GTPase binding; GTPase activator activity.